Messenger RNA from Cyanistes caeruleus (blue tit), 1979 nucleotides. Lineage: Eukaryota; Metazoa; Chordata; Aves; Passeriformes; Paridae. The record is from RefSeq and is a predicted model, not a curated record.
UGCUGUGUGUCAGAAAUUUCUUUCCCCUCUGCAGCAGGCUUUCUCAUCCCUCUGUGUAGGGGCACUAGAAGGACGAUUAUUUCGCAAGCGGUGAUGCUUCACUGCUGAAUUCUAGCUUUCUAAUUAGGCCUGUGGGUUUUUGUUACUCCCUGCUUCUGCAAAAUAAGUUGAACAGGCAAAAUGGACUUCUCCAAACUCCCCAAAAUCCGUGAUGAGGACAGAGAGGCUUUUGUUGGCUAUGUUUAUGGAGUCUCAGGACCUGUGGUCACAGCCUGCAACAUGGCAGGUGCUGCCAUGUAUGAGCUGGUACGAGUAGGACACAGUGAACUGGUGGGGGAGAUUAUCCGGCUGGAAGGUGACCUGGCAACAGUCCAGGUGUAUGAAGAAACGUCUGGUGUCUCUGUAGGAGAUCCUGUGCUCCGUACUGGGAAGCCCCUAUCAGUGGAACUGGGGCCUGGCAUUAUGGGAGCUAUUUUUGAUGGUAUCCAGAGACCUCUCUCAGACAUCAGCACUCUGACCAAAAGUAUCUAUAUCCCCAGAGGUGUCAACGUGUCAGCAUUGAGCCGAGAUAUCAAAUGGGACUUCACACCUUCCAAAAAUCUGCGGGUUGGCAGCCACAUCACUGGUGGAGAUAUUUAUGGUGUGGUAAAUGAAAACUCCCUGAUCAAACACAAAAUCAUGCUGCCCCCACGGAAUAGGGGUACAGUUACAUACAUUGCUCCUCCAGGAAACUAUGACACUUCAGAUGUUGUGCUAGAGCUGGAGUUUGAAGGUGUGAAGGAGAAGUUCACUAUGGUGCAGGUGUGGCCUGUACGUCAAGUCCGCCCUGUCACCGAGAAGUUACCAGCCAAUCAUCCUUUAUUAACUGGCCAACGAGUCCUGGAUGCCCUCUUCCCGUGUGUACAAGGGGGUACAACAGCGAUUCCUGGGGCAUUUGGUUGUGGAAAGACUGUGAUCUCACAGUCUCUUUCAAAGUACUCCAACAGUGAUGUCAUCAUUUAUGUAGGCUGUGGAGAACGAGGAAAUGAAAUGUCUGAAGUACUGAGAGAUUUCCCUGAGUUAACAAUGGAAGUUGAUGGCAAGGUAGAAAGCAUCAUGAAGAGAACAGCUCUGGUAGCAAAUACUUCCAACAUGCCUGUGGCUGCCAGAGAAGCCUCCAUCUAUACUGGAAUCACCCUGUCCGAGUAUUUCCGGGAUAUGGGCUACCAUGUCAGUAUGAUGGCAGACUCUACUUCCCGAUGGGCUGAGGCCCUCAGGGAGAUCUCAGGGCGACUGGCUGAAAUGCCGGCUGACAGUGGUUAUCCAGCCUACCUCGGUGCCCGUCUGGCCUCUUUCUAUGAGCGAGCCGGGAGAGUGAAGUGUCUGGGAAAUCCUGAGAGGGAAGGCAGCGUCAGCAUUGUUGGAGCUGUCUCUCCCCCAGGUGGUGACUUCUCUGAUCCUGUUACAUCUGCUACCCUGGGCAUUGUUCAGGUUUUUUGGGGCCUGGAUAAGAAGCUGGCACAGCGCAAGCACUUCCCGUCUGUGAACUGGCUGAUCAGCUACAGCAAAUACACACGAGCCCUGGACGAGUACUAUGACAAACAUUUCACAGAAUUUGUCCCUCUCAGGACAAAGGCCAAAGAGAUCCUACAGGAGGAAGAGGACCUUGCAGAGAUUGUGCAGCUUGUGGGGAAGGCUUCCUUGGCAGAAACAGAUAAAAUUACCUUGGAGGUUGCCAAGCUGAUAAAAGAUGACUUCUUGCAGCAGAAUGGUUACACGCCUUACGACAGGUUCUGCCCUUUCUAUAAAACAGUGGGAAUGCUUUCCAACAUGAUUGCAUUUUAUGAUAUGGCACGCCGUGCUGUAGAAACCACAGCUCAGAGUGACAAUAAGAUCACGUGGUCCAUCAUCCGAGAGAACAUGAGUGAAAUCCUCUACAGACUUACCUCCAUGAAGUUCAAGGUAUGUUUGUAAGGAAGUGGGUUGUCCUGCUUCCUGUG